Messenger RNA from Melampsora larici-populina 98AG31, 1398 nucleotides. RefSeq lists its product as uncharacterized. The transcript is spliced from 7 exons. Bases 1 to 1398 code for a protein of 465 amino acids. The record is from RefSeq and is a predicted model, not a curated record. Lineage: Eukaryota; Fungi; Basidiomycota; Pucciniomycetes; Pucciniales; Melampsoraceae.
AUGUCAGAGUCCACUAGUCGAGGUCCUUCACAUACCCUUCUUGACCCCAGCAACCCUUCUAUUAGCAAACAAACCAUGCUUGACUGGUUACGUAUCCAUCACCCAAUGACACCCAUCAAAUCAAAUGCUAACAAGGGAGAGGUUGCUAAGAUAGUUCGAGAGCAACAACCUGAAUAUUUCGAAGAUCCAACCUCAGAUGCACCAGCUGUGAUACCUGGCCCUCUUGAUCACUAUCCUGCUAUUGAAGACCUUUCUGUUAGCUCAUCUGUCACGGUCGAGUCUUUUAAGAAAAGUGAGCAAUUGGGUAAACGUUCGGCGUCACAAGAAUUGGAGCGAUCUUAUCCACAUAAGCGAGUUGGACUUGAGGUGGAAGUAGACCCCAUCGCGCCGGUACGUGGUGGAUCUAAGAACUCCAAGAACAGAAAAAGUUUAAGUCGGCCAAAGGCAUCAAAUACUGGCUCUAGUAAACCGCGCAAGGCAUCUAGUAAACCUUCCCAACCGCCUACCCCCAGCUGGGUUCAUACUAUGUCUGUUGCUUCACCAAACGUUAUGUCCUCAAUCUCCAGCGCAAUUUGCAACAAUGACGAAAAGAACGACCUCGAGGCGCUCAAAGGUAUCGCAUUUGCACCCCUUAUCAAUUCAAAGAGUUCUUCACAAGACCCGACUUCACCAAAUUCGAUUUCACCAAGCAUUGCUUCAGUCCAUCAAGAACAAAAAAAAUUGGCAAACCUAUCUAUCAAUACUGACACUACCAGAGCUUGUUUGAUUUUGGGUCAAUCAGAAUCCCCACAAAAACCUGUCAUGGACAAGAAAAAAUGUAUCGAUGCCUCCGAUGAUGUAGACCUCAUCCAGUUUUCCGACACAGAGUUACUUGAUACAGGCAACCCAGUUAUUGGUCGAGAUAUCCCAGCUAUCAACAUUCAGGAUUCUCCCUCGACCAAGAAAACUGGUGUUGAUAUCUUCCAAGAGGAGCAACAACAGGAAGAAAAAGUCCUGAUCAAACUUCCGAGUUUAGUUCGAACCUUGGAGGAACGAUUAGCUCGUGUUGAAAGUGCACUCGAGGUCAUGGAGAAAAAGAGCAAUACAAAUAUGUUCCAAAAUCUCCAAAAAGAACAAGCAAAAGCUGGCGAAAUUGCGCUUCUUUCAUCUAAAUUAGAACAAGCCAUGAAGGAGAUUACAAUACUUAAGUCUAAAGUCCGGGAUAUAGAUGUUGAUGUUAUUGAUCAACAAGCCGACUUAGAUGGAGCUCACACAAAAAUUAAUGCGCACGCAAGGGUUCUCAGACAAUUAUUAGGACCUGGAAAUGAUGAUCUGGAGCCUCACUACUCUUAUGAUUCUAGUGAUGAACAAGAUCCCCCUAAUGUCUUUUCAUGUAACAAUGACAGCUUAUCUGAUUGA